AUCUCAUCCCCACUGCCACUCAUUCAGAGCUUAUUAUCCAAUCACCUACACCGAUUGUCCAUCCACGAACGAACCAACACAAGCCACACAUAAGAUGAGCAAAGCAACCCAACCCUCGCACCCCCUCUAUUAAAACACACCUUUCCUAUCUUCUCUUUUUGAUCAUCCCCUUCAAGUUUCAACACUCAAGGCGACCUGCUUGCUAGAACACAUUAUUUCCAUUUCAACUAUCCCAAUUACAAUGGCCACUGUUACCCCCGCCGCCGUUGCAAUCCCAUCAUUCACCGGCCUCAAGUCCGCCGGUGCAUCCAAGGUGAGCAGAGCCGCCGUUAAGUUUGCAGCCUCCCCGAGGAUGUGUGCCAUCAAGUCCUCACUUAAGGAUGUGGGCGUGGCCGUAGCAGCCACUGCAGCAAGUGCAAUCUUGGCAAGCAAUGCCUUGGCCAUUGAGGUGUUGCUCGGCGGCGAUGACGGUUCCUUGGCUUUCAUCCCCAAAAGCUUCUCAGUCAGCCCAGGAGAGAAGAUUGUGUUCAAGAACAAUGCUGGAUUCCCACACAACAUUGUGUUCGACGAGGACGAGAUUCCCAGCGGUGUGGAUGCUGGAAAGAUCUCCAUGAGCGAGGAGGACCUCCUCAAUGCCCCAGGGGAGACAUACGCCAUCACCUUGACUGAGAAAGGUGACUAUGCUUUCUACUGUUCUCCUCACCAGGGAGCCGGCAUGAUCGGCAAAGUCACCGUUAACUAAUUAUUAAUUCAACAUGUUUAUUUCUUCCCCCCUUCUAAAACUUCCUUUUUUGGGAGGUAUUAGUAGAUCGAGCUUUCACAAUCAGUAUAUUCAUUCACAUGAGAUGAGAGAAUGUUUGAGGUGUGAUGAACCAUGUGAUAUUAUAUAUUGCGCGCCUUUCUUUGUUUCAAGUUGUAGAUUUGAGUGUUA
Molecule: messenger RNA, 931 nt
Organism: Prunus avium (sweet cherry)
Lineage: Eukaryota; Viridiplantae; Streptophyta; Magnoliopsida; Rosales; Rosaceae
Gene: PETE1
Product: plastocyanin 1
Cellular component (GO): chloroplast thylakoid lumen
Molecular function (GO): copper ion binding
Source: RefSeq, a predicted model, not a curated record